UUUAGCACUAUGUGAUUGCUGUGAAAAUGGCACCAUCUGGUACCUUUAUGCAGAUACGCGACCUGUACUUACAGAAGAGACAAAUAGGCCAACGCCUUAAACGUGAAGUGUUUAACUUUGCGUGUGAAACCUUCAUAGUUAUUGUCGAUGGCAUUGAGUGGGUUGCUACAGUGCCAAGGCGCAGCAAGCCAGACGAUCUCGUAUCAAUGAGAUUCUCGGCUGGCAAUGAGGUGGAGAGGACGCUUGUCGGAAUGCUUGGUAGUGGUGCCAAGGAGGAGAGCCUGAAGAGGUACAUCCGUAGCCUCCCUGAGCACAGCAGCAGGUUGUGUACCAUGCCAGGGGUCCCUGCACGCAGCACGGCUUUGUCUGAGCAUGCCACUUCAAGCUUUGCGCUUCACCUCUGUGCCGCCAGUGUCAUCACAUCACAGGCAGCCAGCGCGGCUGACAGGACCAUGACAACGGGGAAUGAAGAAGCUUUGAAGGCUGGUGAGGAGGUGGUGACCUCCGGGGGAGCUGAGGGAGGUGAUGCUGCCAUGGUGGACCCGGUGAAGCAUGGCGGCACUGGUGAUGCUGGCGAGUAUGGGGUGUCCGAGGAUGGCACAGAGGUCUCUGGUGCUGGCCAGAGCAAUGGGCUGGCCCCUUCAGAAGCAGGCGAACAGUCAGAGGAGCUGGUUCAUCGAGGCUUUGGUGUGUGCAACGAGACCAGGAAGAGAAAGCGGGCCCCAAACAUGACCCGGCUGGUGGCGGAUGAUGAGGAGCAGCAACGGGAGAUGGACAGGGGACACAAUGAUACAGAUGAUGCCAUUCCACGGUAUCCAUGCAUGGCAGGACAGCAGGAGGAGGACACCCGUGGCGGACGAGCUGCUAUGCCCAGCCCACGGUUUCCGUGCACGGUAAGACAGCAGGAGGGGGGCGCCUCUGCUACUGUGCAGCUGCCACCGCCGGCGCCUGAGGAUGCCCGUGGUGGUGAGGCGGCUGCUUUGCCAUCCCCGUCAGCUGCAGGACCAGCAGCCAUGCCCAGCCCACGGUUUCCGUGCACGGUAAGACAGCAGGAGGGGGGCGCCUCUGCUACUGUGCAGCUGCCACCGCCGGCGCCUGAGGAUGACCGUGGUGGUCCAAGGAAAUCAGGCAUCAUGUUCAUCUGUGACAUCACAGACGGCAAGGCUUACAUCGUCAUGAAGGAAUCUGAACAAGGCGGACAGCCUCCCCUGCGUGACACGGACAUCCUCCUCGGUGUCUUCACUGAUGGAGUCCAGACAUACAAGGAUGAUGCUAGUUACAGUCUGUACCCCGUUGCCAUCACAGCAUACAAUUUCAGCCCAGACAUAAGGUACACCCAUGGUGCGACAACGGUCCUUGGCAUCCUGCCAGGUUCACGAAAGAAGGACGAGGGGGAGAGGCCGCGUGUUGGGUGCAUGUUGAAGCUCCUGUCCAGGGAGCUGGAAAGCCUGGCAGAGUGCGGGGUGGAUACUUUCGAUGCACACACGGAGUCCUACAUCAGUGUCAGGGUUAGACUUCUCACGGCCGGUGGGGAUUACCGGGCCAUCGAGGACAUGCUGCGAAUGUCAGGGGUGCCACGAGUAAAACAUGGCUGCUAUAAGUGCUGGACAGCUGGCAGCAAGGGUGUCCACACCCUACAAACACGGAGGGGGGUUAAGAAACUUAGGAGAAUGCUUAAGAACGAUAAGAACGACGGAAGAACAUGGAGGAGGCGGGUGUGCAUUCUUAAACAUUCUUACACUGGUAUUAAGCGGUUUUAU
This is a messenger RNA of Volvox carteri f. nagariensis, 1760 nucleotides long. RefSeq lists its product as uncharacterized. The transcript has 11 exons. NCBI's taxonomy places the organism in Eukaryota, Viridiplantae, Chlorophyta, Chlorophyceae, Chlamydomonadales, Volvocaceae. The annotation marks the transcript as partial. The record is from RefSeq and is a predicted model, not a curated record.